Molecule: messenger RNA, 1952 nt
Organism: Lactuca sativa (garden lettuce)
Lineage: Eukaryota; Viridiplantae; Streptophyta; Magnoliopsida; Asterales; Asteraceae
Product: putative CoA ligase CCL7
Molecular function (GO): CoA-ligase activity
Source: RefSeq, a predicted model, not a curated record
ACUUGAAUAUCAUUUGGUAGAAAUUGCUCAUCUAUCAAAAACACACACAAUGUCGAUGGACAAAGCUGGGUAUGGCCAUGACGGAAUAUUCCGAUCACUCCGACAACCAGUAGUCAUCCCAGCAAAACAACACACAUCAAUGAUCUCCUUCCUCUUCCGUAACGUUUCAUCGUACCCAAACAAACCGGCCUUAAUCGAUUCCGACUCCGGAGAAACCCUCACUUUCUCUGAAUUCAAAACCACCGUAGCCAAGCUUUCUCAAGCCUUGAACACCCAACUGGGUAUCUCCAAGAACGACGUCGUCCUCUUCUUCGCCCCCAACUCAAUCCAAUACUCCGUCUCUCUUUUCUCUGUCAUCGCUCUCGGUGCCAUAGCCACCACCGUCAACCCUCAGUACACUGUCGGUGAGCUAUCCAAACAACUCCAAGACUCUAAACCCAAACUCAUCAUCACCAUUCCAGCAUUGUACCAAAAAGUUGAAAGCUUUGGCCUGCCGGUUGUGUUUUUACGAUCAGAAAGUCCAAGAAAAGGAUGUUUUUCAUAUAACGAUUUGAUUUCAACAUCUUCCUCAGUCUCAGAACUCCCUAAUGUGUCCAUCGGAGGAGAUGAUACUGCGGCCUUACUGUACUCUUCUGGGACAACCGGUGUUAGUAAGGGUGUCGUUUUAAGCCAUAUGAAUUUCAUCUCUAAUUCACAGAUGAUUACUUCAGAUCAAAGAUUAAUGGGGGAGAAAGACUACAGGUUCAUAUGUGUCUUGCCCAUGUUUCAUAUAGCUGGACUUGCGACUAUACUAUAUUCUCAGUUACAGGAAGGGAAUACCAUCAUAUCAAUGGGGAAGUUUGAUUUUGAAGGGUUACUAAAGAACAUUGAGAAAUAUAGAGCGACACAUUUAUGGGUUGUUCCCCCGGUUAUACUUGCUUUGGCUAAACAGGAUGCAGUAAAGAAGUUCGAUCUAUCUUCUUUAAAGCAAAUUGCUUCAGGUGCUGCACCUUUGGGGAAAGAAUUAAUGGAGGAGUGUGCCAAAAAGUUCCCUCAUGUUACAGUUAUUCAGGGAUAUGGCAUGACUGAAACAACUGGGCUUAUAACAAUGGAGAGUCCAAUCAUAGGUCCACGUAACUCUGGUUCAACCGGGAUUCUAAUACCAGGUAUUGAGGUGAAAAUAGUUAGUGUAGAUACCGAUAAGCCUCUUCCUAUUAACCAGAUGGGUGAAAUAUGGGUUCGAGGAGCUAGCAUGAUGCAAGGUUAUCUCAAUAAUGCACAAGCUACAGAUCUUAUGGUAGAUAAAGAGGGUUUUGUGCAUACUGGGGAUCUUGGGUAUUUUGAUGAUCAUGGUCAAUUAUUUGUGGUUGACCGAAUAAAGGAACUCAUUAAGUGCAAGGGUUUUCAGGUUGCACCGGCAGAACUUGAAGCACUUUUGCUUUCACACUCUGAAAUAUUGGAUGCUGCAGUAAUUCCGUUUCCCAAUAUGGAAGCUGGCGAGGUCCCGAUUGCAUUUGUGGUUCGGUCUCCAAACAGUUCGUUGACCGAAGAAGAUGUUAAGAAAUUUAUUGCUGAACAGGUUGCACCUUAUAAAAGAUUGAAGCGAGUGACAUUUGUAAGCAGUGUGCCAAAAUCGGCUGCAGGGAAACUUCUGAGGCGGGAACUUAUUGAAAAAGUUCGAUCUGAAACAUAAGAUUUUAUGAAAUCAAAAAACUUAGAAUUUUCUGGAUACAAUAAAUGUUGUGAACUGUUUUGGAUUUGUUUUGUUAACUAUCCGUGUAAAAAUUGUUAAAGUUUGGUAAAGUCAAUAAGGAGAGUCAUGUAUGUUCCUUUAUUUAAUAAGUGAACGAACAAGAACAAUGGUGUCGUUCGUUCUUUUAAGUGUUUUUGUUUGUAUGUAUUUUUAUUUUCGUAACUCUUUGUUUCCAGUAAUAUGUUCCUUUAUUAAAGUAAUAUUUUCCUUUAUUUAAUAA